UGAAAAAAAAAAGUAAUAAUUUGUUAUAUUGGACAAAGUGACAAGUGUUAUUAUUUAUUAACACAAAAAGUAUAUUUGUGUCUGCAUUUUAUAGUAAAAAAAAUCGGGGAUGGUGAGAGGUGAAGCCCAAAAAAUACAUUGAAAUCCGUGAACCAACCUUCCUCAUAAUGUACAGACCAAAUUAUAACCAUUUUUCAAAUAAUCAACAAAAUAAUCCUAAUCCAAGAUUAGAUCCACAGUGGAAUAGAAACAGUACCCGUGACCACUAUUCACCUAGGAGAUUUAACAAUCAUCCAUUUUCACAACCUUAUGGUAUCAAUCAAGGAUUUCAGACUCACAGUAAUGAAUACUGGUGCGAAACUUGUGACAGAGGAUUCGCUGGACAAAUUCUACUUGAGAAUCAUAAAAAACAACAUCAGAAAUGUAAUAUUGAUGGCUGCCAAUUUAUUGCUCAUCCAAAAGUUAUUACUAAACAUAUACAAAUGCAACAUUCAACUGGCCUGUAUAAAAAGAUUGCAAAGUUAAACAACCCAGAGGAAAUUGAAAAAUGGAGAGAAGAAAGAAGAAAAAAAUAUCCAACAAAAAGUAACAUAGAUAAAAAAAAGUUGGAACUACAGGAAAAAAUUGAAAGAGGAGAAAAAAUGGGUUUAAAAGCUGUAAAUACUCAGGAUGGACACAAAAAGAGACAUCGAUUUGGCGAUAAAUAUCCCAGAAAAGAAAAUAAAAUUAUAAAAAGAACAAUUCCUUCAUAUACUAAAAAACCAAUAGUGCCCAAAAAGUUAGUAAAAUAUGAAACAGAUCAUGAUGUAAAACACCUUAAGCCAUUUGCUGGUGUACAACAGUUAAUUGAAGACACAUCAGAAAGUGAGCAUUCAUCACCAGAAACCUCAAAAGAUCUUAUAGAUGAUGAUGAGUUUGUAGACAAUCCAAACAUUAUUUCAGAAUCUAAACCAGUGGUGUGCGGGGCUCUUAUAUCUUUAUUGAAAGAUUAUGGUUCAUCAGAUGAUGAAGAUCUAAAUAGCUCUAAGACUAUACAUUCCCAAAAAGAUUGCAGUACAUUAGACAACACAAAAGAAAAUCAAAUAGUUAAAAACAAUGAAUAUAUGAUUGACAAUAAGAUGAAAACUCAAGUAAUUGAAAAACAGCAGCUAGAUGUAAAAAUUAAACUGGAAGAUGAAGAUAGUGGUCCAGAAGAAAUAAAGGUUAUUAAAGAAGUCCCAGCUCCUACCUUAUUGAAUUCUAUGACACAAACAAAACCACAACCCAAAUUUAAAAAAGAAGACAAGGUCAAAAUGCCUCAAAAUAGUUUUAAACGAAAACUACCUUCUACUUUACUUGAAAAGCUUUUGAGCAGUGAAAUACGACAAGAAAGAAACAUUGUUCUUCAGUGUAUAAAAUAUAUAAUUAAGAAUAAUUAUUUUGAUAAAGAUAAUAAGUAACUAACAGGUGACUCACAAACAUUGAAGAAUUUAAUAAAGGGAAGAUGUUUAGUGAUCUUUAGAAAAUAAUAAUUAACAAUAACCACUCUAAAUAAGUUUAUCCAUAAUAUAUUUUGAGUUUACUGAGUAAUUUAAAAAAAGUUAACUCCCAAAGUUAAUAAAGUAUAAACAAACAUGGUCACAUGUUUGUUUAUACUUUGGUUGAUUUUUUAUGUUCUCUUUUUCAAGUUUUACAAAUAUAUUUCAAUGUUAAAUAUUAUAAAUUUGUUUUGACGUAUAAUUCUUUCUUUACUAUACCUUACAUCAAAUGUGAAAGUCAGUUUUUAACGAAUAUGUGGUGGCCAUGAAGUCGUAGAUCAAACGCAACGAGGGGUUAGAUGGGGUCAUGCAAAAAAAUGUUCUAUGGGUGGUCUUUCAGUUCAACCCCCGCAUAGUCAUAACAUUGCGUUUGACCACGACUUCAUGGCCAUCCUGUUACCUGUACAUGAAAAAACAUAUUUUUCGUUUUUUCAGUGUGUUUUAAUACUUAAACCACAGUCGCCGCAGAUCACGAGUAUGCCAAAUAAAAUACUUUAAAGGUUCAAAGUUUUUUUUUUUAAAGUCGAAUAUAGCCCGAACCGUUAGAUACUACCAGGUGUGUAUUGCCGUUAAAAUCGGAGAACGUUAACUAUACCACUCAAAAAUAUAACUUUUGAUGAAAAUGAGUGUAGAAAGUCCCCGAUAUUACUCCGUUCUUUUUCUGUUUUGCUGAUCAUUUUUUUUUCCUGCUUAACCAAAAAUUUCUGGUAAUUUUAUUUCAUUGUGUGCUUGUUUUAUCUUGUACUUAUAGGUAUGUUUUAAUUACUUACCCGCUCUA
Messenger RNA from Pieris rapae (cabbage white), 2295 nucleotides. It is a transcript of the gene Nufip, whose product is annotated as nuclear fragile X mental retardation-interacting protein 1. Gene Ontology annotation, biological process: box C/D snoRNP assembly. The transcript has 3 exons. Bases 168 to 1439 code for a protein of 423 amino acids. NCBI's taxonomy places the organism in Eukaryota, Metazoa, Arthropoda, Insecta, Lepidoptera, Pieridae. Gene Ontology annotation, molecular function: RNA binding. Gene Ontology annotation, cellular component: nucleus. The record is from RefSeq and is a predicted model, not a curated record.